Molecule: messenger RNA, 961 nt
Organism: Engraulis encrasicolus (European anchovy)
Lineage: Eukaryota; Metazoa; Chordata; Actinopteri; Clupeiformes; Engraulidae
Product: merozoite surface protein CMZ-8-like
Exons: 4
Coding region: 77-952 (291 amino acids)
Source: RefSeq, a predicted model, not a curated record
AAACCACUGCGCGAUUUGUGGGAAUUUUUUCGCCACCAAUAUUCGCCAGCACUUUAAGAAGAAGCACAAAGUGUGCAUGAACAAGGAGCUGGACCUCCUGGUCCAGGCUUCCAAUGGCCGGGUCAAUGCAGCAUACGGAGAUGUGCUGGCGUGCAGUCUCUGUGACUACGCAUCGAAGAGACUGGACAAGCACCUGCUCAGCCAGCAUGGCCAGCUCACAGACGACCAGCGCGCGGCCUUGCGUUUUGAGGCCACCAAAUCCAAGGCCAUAGACGAGCUGAGGAAGCUGAGGGCCAGCGGUCAGCUGCUGGUCAGCACCAUUGACCUGACCCCCGAGCAGCUGGCCGCGCUCGGCAACCCCCCACCCGCCUCCGAUGCCUCCUCCUCCUCCACCCCCGCUGUCGGCCCUUCCUCCUCUACCUCCACCUCUGCUCCCUCCACCCCCGCUGUCGGCCCUUCCUCCUCUACCUGCUCCUCUCCUCUACCUCCUCCUCCUACCUCUCCUCCUACCUCUCCUCUACCUCCUCCUUCUACCUCCUCCUCUGCCGCUCCUCCUCCUCGACCUCCUCCUCCCACCGGCCCCUCCACUGCCCACGCCGCCGGCCCUGCCGCGUGCCCUGCAUGCAGGGAAAAGGAUCUCAAAAUCUUCCAACUUGAGCGGCAGGUGGCGCAGCUGCGGGCUGUCGCCCUGGCCCAGGGCAGAAGCGUCCAGGCCCCAGCAGCAGCAGCAGCAGCAGCAGCAGCAGCGCAGGACCCGGGGGGCGCGGUUCAGAGAGCCAAAAAAGCUUGCCGGCCUACGAAAAAAUAUUGCAAAAAUACAAGGAGCAUUAUACUGUGGACUCUCCUACAAAGAAGGACACAGAGAACACAACCCAGAGGGUUAAUCUUGCCAGGGAUUAUCUGUGCCUGGCCGCGAAACAGCGGGUCCCCACCGGGGAUCUGGAGUUUCUAAAAGAUUUAU